GAUGUAGCUGCCGGUACUUAAGCGCAUUCUCUUCUCUCUCCGCAGUGGGAGCUGGUGUGCGACGACUCCUGGAAGCGAGCAAUGGUAGGCACUGCGAACAGCCUUGGACAACUCGCUGGUCUGCCUUUGGCAGGGAUGAUUUCAGAUCGGGUCGGGCGGCGGACGGUGCUGGCGGGGUCGUGCUGCCUGAGUGCGCUGCUGGGCAUCGCGCGCUCCUUCGCGCCCACCUACUUCGCCUACGUGCUGCUGGAGUUCGUGGAGCCCGUGCUGGGCGUCGGCAUCUUCACCUCCUCCUUCAUCCUCUGCAUGGAGCUGACUUGCACGCGCGGCCGGGUGGUCGUGGGCGUGGCGCAGUGCCUGUCCUUCGCCCUGGGCGAGGUGGCGCUGGGGCUGAUGGCGUGGGCGCUCUUAGACUGGCGGCAGCUGCUCCGCUUCGGGUACGCGCCCGGCGUCGCUUUCAUCGUUUACAGAUGGGUGCUGCCGGAGCCCGUGCGCUGGCUGAUGGCGCGCGGGCAGCCGUCGCAGGCGCGCGUUAUGCUGGAGCGCGCCGCGCGGCAGAACGGCGUGGUGUUCGACGAGGACCGCCUGCAGCGCGUCUUCGGGGCCGACGACGCGGAAGAAGAGAAGAAGAAAGUGUCGGGCGGCGCGCAGGCGCCAGCGCUGUUCGUGCGUGCGGAGGCGACUGCCAGGUCCUCU
Gryllus bimaculatus (two-spotted cricket) is the source of this 696-nucleotide messenger RNA. NCBI's taxonomy places the organism in Eukaryota, Metazoa, Arthropoda, Insecta, Orthoptera, Gryllidae. The record is from the annotation of a GenBank genome assembly.